Molecule: messenger RNA, 2429 nt
Organism: Carcharodon carcharias (great white shark)
Lineage: Eukaryota; Metazoa; Chordata; Chondrichthyes; Lamniformes; Lamnidae
Gene: zc2hc1a
Product: zinc finger, C2HC-type containing 1A
Exons: 9
Coding region: 9-1076 (355 amino acids)
Source: RefSeq, a predicted model, not a curated record
AUGGCUCGAUGUUUUUGUGUGCAGACGCAGUUUUUGUUGCUAAUGAGACGAAGAUGGAGGCGGUGCCGGUGAAUGGAGGUGGAGCAGCCGAAGGUAAACUGGCACCUUGUAGAAUUUGUGGAAGAACUUUUUUGCCAGCUGUACGGUUAAAGCAUGAGCCCAUCUGCCAAAAAAGUACAAACAAGAGAAGAAAAACCUUUGAUUCCAGUAGGCAGAGAGCUGAAGGAACUGAUAUUCCCACCAUAAAACCUCUGAAGUCCAGGCCUGAGCCUCCCAAAAAACCUUCAAACUGGAGAAUAAAACAUGAAAAUUUUAUUGCUACCAUCAGAGCAGCCAAAAAGAUUAGUCAAACAAUGAAGGAAGGGGGUGCCCUUCCACCACCACCUCCACCUUUAUAUGAUCCAGAUUAUGUCCAGUGCCCAUAUUGCCAGAGAAGAUUUAAUGAGAAUGCUGCAGACAGACACAUUUCUUUCUGCAAAGAGCAGGCUGCUCGUAUUGCCAAAUCUAAACCUGCUGGUAUCAAAGGGAAACAAAGCACCACAACACAGUACAAGUCUCCAGUGCUUAAGAAGACAAAUUCACCAGUGUCAACACCUGGUGCAUCAACACGGAUUCCCCAGCCUUCUGUUGGUGGGAAAAGUGUGGCUGGAUUUUCUACCACCAAAAGUAACUUAUCAACAACCUAUGAAAAUAAACUUAGAGAUGGGUCACCGGCAAAACGAAGUUCAUCUGGCGUUGGUAAUGUGUCUGGAGCAUUAAUUCAACCAACUGGAGGUUUGUCUGGUAACAUCAGGUCUAGAACACAAACACCUCCCAGUGGAACUAGGAAUGUUGCUGCAGGAAUCUCAGUGAACAAAAAGACCUACAAUGCUGAAAAUUACAUAAGGAAUAAUGUGAAAUCUGGUUUAGACACCAGGGAUAAUUCCCUAGCUUUCAAUGAUGGAAUCACGAAAGGCAGCGUUAGAAGUUCAACUGGUCAACAACUGCCAAGAUUUUGUCAUGAAUGUGGAACCAAGUAUCCUGUGGAGUUGGCAAAGUUCUGUUGUGAAUGUGGAGUGAGAAGGAUGACCGUUUGAUCAUGCAGUAUAAAUAUGUUCAAGGAAAACAUGCUGAUGCAAUUUUCAAAACUCAUCACACUUAAAUAUUGCAGUGCUUAAUAUUACAUUACCAGGCUUAAACAACUGUUAGAUGAAACUUUACACACAAAAGUAAAUCCAUCUUGUAAAGGAAAAAUACUUCAAUUUUGGAAUUUUAUGUUGUACAGUGUAGCAAACGUGAAAUAGUAACACUAAUUUAUUACAAAUUCUUCAUUUCUGCAUUGUUUACAAAUGCCAAUCAGAUUAUCACAGAUUUUAGAUUUCUUUACAGUUGACUGCACUAAAAUUGCAGAGUCAGAUUGGUGCCUUUAUCAUGAAUCUUAUUUACAAGCUGAGAGAAGCAAAGCAUGUGUCAGUGAGUGUCCGCUGUGUGUGAUGUAGAGAAAAUUCCUCUUAGCAGAUAAAAGCAAAGUUCAGUAUCUUUUGUGUCUGGCAUAAUGAAGGAAUGAAACUGCUUUCUUGGUAGGGAGGGAAGCUUUCCCCACUUUUUAUGUUGUGGCUCAGCACUGAGCUUUCAUCCAAAUGUAGCAACAAACCUGCCAUUCACUGAGUACAAAAUAAACUUGGUAAGCCAAAUGGAAAUAUAUUGGCCAAUGAAAAAGUAAAACUGAAUAUAACCAUGAACAUAACAGAAGAGUAAAUUGAGUUAAAUGAGCUCCCUUACAAAUGAUAUUUGAAAUCAAAUAAUUCAAGUUUAAACUUUACCUCGUGUAUCUAUUCAUUAAUUUAAAUCUAGUGUACAAAUGUGUCAAUUUUUUGUACAGAAUGAUUAAAGAAAAACAUGCUACAGCAAGUUAUGUAUAUACAAAAUGACUGGGGUUUUAAGUGUACGUGGAAAUUACCAGUAUAAAGUGAAUUAUGUUGGUAAAUGUCUACAGCUGGCCUUCUGGGGUGCUAAAUACUUUGCCACUUCAUAGUGUAUCUAAAUUACUGAUUGUUUCUGUAAUCAUUUGAAAUAAUUAAGCAUUUAGGUGGUAUUGUGUUAAUGAAAGUACUUAUAGUAUUUUGCAGAUUAUUGUGACACACACGGCUAAAUAGAUGAGUUAUCUUGGUCUCAAAAGAUAAACUACUUUACACAGAUUCAGGUUGUACAGCGUGGAAAAAUUGGCAUUUACUAGCUAAUGCUGUUGAAUCACAAUUCUUUUGUCUUGUAUUUUUAUCUGAAGCUUUGGAGUUACUCUUCAAUAGUCUUAGUACCUCUAUGCACCUGUGUUUAUUUCACGUGUAAAAGAUGCUUCGUGUGAGUUAUUUGUUGUUUCUAAUGAGUAAAGUAAAUCCAAUAAUCUGUGGAUUUUCUUGAAUAAAAUAAAAGGUAAGACUUUUUUUCUGAUA